UGUGCUAUGCUAUUGUUGCAUGACAUUCCAAAUGAUACAUAGUUUAUUUUUAGACAGGGGCUCUCAAAGUAGUUUUUUUUUAGCUGCUAGUACAGAGUUCUUUCAGACACAGUCAUAUUAUUGAGAAACCUUUGUUGAAAUCAAGAAGGGAAAUGGGGAAUUACAAGUCUAGACCAACACAAACUUGUACCGAUGAAUGGAAGAAAAAGGUUAGUGAGUCCUAUGCAGUUAUUGUUGAAAGACUUGAAGAAGACUUUCAAAUUAAAGAAAAGGAAUUAGUAGAACUUAAAAAAGUUUUCAGCUCAGAUGAAGCCUUCAGCAAAGUCAAUUUAAACUAUCGAACAGAAAGCGGUCUUUCUUUACUUCAUUUAUGCUGCAUCUGCGGUGGUAACAAAUCGCAUAUUCGAACUCUCAUGCUUAAAGGAUUACGCCCAUCCAGGCUAACAAGAAAUGGAUUUACUGCGCUCCAUAUGGCGACUUACAAGGAUAAUGCAGAACUCUUGACAGCCUUGCUGCAUGGUGGGGCUGAUAUUCAGCAGGUGGGAUACGGUGCUCUUACUGCCCUGCACAUCGCUACAAUUGCUCGAAACCAAGAGGCUGUUGACAUUUUACUGCAACAUGGAGCGUAUGUCAAUGUUCAAGAUGCUGUAUUCUUUACGCCUUUACAUAUUGCAGCUUACAAUGGCCAUGAACAGAUCACACGCCUCCUUCUGAAAUUUGGUGCCGAUGUUAACAUGAGUGGAGAAGUUGGUGACAGACCCCUGCAUCUCGCCUCUGCCAAAGGCUUUUUGAACAUCACAAAAUUAUUGUUGGAAGAUGGAAGCAAAGCUGAUGUGAACGCUCAGGAUAAUGAAGACCAUGUCCCACUUCAUUUCUGCUCACGUUUUGGACAUCAUGAAAUUGUGAAGUUUCUUCUACAAAGUAAUGUUGACGUUCAGCCUCAUGUUGUCAAUAUUUAUGGGGAUACACCUCUGCACCUUGCUUGUUAUAAUGGGAAAUCAGAAGUUGUAAGAGAACUAAUCCAGUUGUCAGGCACAGAAAGCUUGACCAAAGAAAACAUUUUCAGUGAAACAGCCUUUCACAGUGCUUGCACCUAUGGCAAAAAUGUGGAGCUUGUAAAAUAUCUUCUUGAUCAAAAUGUUUUAAAUAUAAAUCAUCAAGGAAGAGAUGGGCAUACAGGGCUGCACUGCGCCUGUUAUCAUGGGCAUAUACGGCUUGUUCAGUUUUUAUUGGAUAACGGAGCAGAUAUGAAUCUGGUUGCAAGUGAUCCCAGUAGAUCAAGUGGAGAGAAAGAUGAGCAAACUUGCUUGAUGUGGGCUUAUGAAAAAGGUCAUGAUGGAAUUGUUACACUUUUGAAACAUUAUAAGCACCCUCAGGAUGAAGCUCAGUGUAAUGAGUAUUCCCAGCCCGGCGGAGAUGGUUCGUAUGUGUCAGUUCCUUCGCCUCUUGGAAAAAUUAAAAGCUUGACCAAAGAAAAGGCAGAUGUGCUUCUCUUACGCGCUAGCUUGCCCUCGCAUUUUCACCUUCAGAUGUCUGAAAUUGAAUUUCAUGAAAUAAUUGGAUCAGGUUCAUUUGGAAAAGUGUACAAAGGAAGAUGCCGGAAUAAAGUUGUGGCAGUCAAACGAUACAGAGCAAACACAUACUGUUCUAAAUCAGAUGUGGAUAUGUUUUGCCGUGAGGUCUCCAUUUUAUGCCGUCUCAACCAUCCAUGUGUCAUUCAGUUUGUUGGCGCUUGCUUAGAUGACCCAAGUCAGUUUGCAAUUGUUACUCAGUAUAUCUCUGGAGGGUCACUUUUUUCUCUACUUCAUGAACAAAAAAGGAAUCUUGACCUGCAAUCAAAACUUAUUAUUGCUGUAGAUGUUGCCAAAGGAAUGGAGUAUCUUCAUAAUCUGACAUAUCCCAUCAUACAUCGUGAUUUGAACAGUCAUAACAUUUUGCUUUAUGAAGAUGGUCAUGCAGUCGUUGCAGAUUUUGGAGAAUCUAGAUUUCUUCAGUCUAUGGAUGAGAACAACAUGACUAAGCAGCCUGGGAAUCUUCGCUGGAUGGCCCCUGAGGUCUUCAGUCAGUGCACUCGAUACACAAUAAAAGCAGAUGUGUUCAGUUACGCUUUGUGUCUAUGGGAACUGUUAACUGGAGAAAUUCCAUUUGCUCAUCUUAAACCAGCUGCAGCUGCUGCUGACAUGGCUUAUCAUCAUAUUAGACCACCAAUUGGAUAUUCCAUUCCGAAGCCUAUAUCUUCACUGCUAAUGAGAGGAUGGAAUGCGUGCCCUGAAGGAAGGCCAGAAUUUUCAGAAGUUGUUUCCAAACUGGAGGAAUGUCUCUGCAAUAUUGAGUUAAUGUCUCCAGCUUCCAGCAAUAGCAGUGGCUCUCUGUCUCCAUCAGCGUCUUCUGAUUGUCUCCUUGGACGAGCUGGGCCUGGCCGUAGUCAUGUCGCUGCUCUGCGUACGCGUUUUGAGUUGGAAUAUGCUUUAAAUUCAAGGUCCUAUUCCGGCUGGUCACAGGGCAAUGAUCAAAAUCCAACAUGUGGUCUAUCCUUAGAAGAAUUGAGAAAAAGCUUCCAGUACUCACCAAUAGACAAAAAUGGUUAUGUGGCUGAUCCCAUGAGCACAAUGCGAUUUCAUUCCUGCUGUCAAAGUAGCAGCUUUGAAGAUAGUAACUGACAGAAGCCUCGUUGCCUGAAAACAUACCAUAGAUUUCAUCCUUAAG
Molecule: messenger RNA, 2706 nt
Organism: Bombina bombina (fire-bellied toad)
Lineage: Eukaryota; Metazoa; Chordata; Amphibia; Anura; Bombinatoridae
Gene: TNNI3K
Product: TNNI3 interacting kinase
Exons: 25
Coding region: 153-2660 (835 amino acids)
Biological process (GO): regulation of transcription by RNA polymerase II; protein phosphorylation
Cellular component (GO): nucleus
Molecular function (GO): RNA polymerase II-specific DNA-binding transcription factor binding; protein kinase activity; ATP binding
Source: RefSeq, a predicted model, not a curated record